UACAUGUUAAAUUUAUUUCUUUAUUGCUUUUGUUUCUACAGUGUAUCCUGUCAAAGCGAUUUUGCCGUUACUCUGAACUGUAUCGCUUGUGGCAAACGUGAAGAUCCUAACCCAGCUGUCCCUGAAGGGGAAGUUGUAAGCUCGGAGGGGUGCUGGCCCUGGCAGGUGAGCCUGAGAUACUUGAAAGUCCACCGGUGCGGAGGAACGAUCAUCACACCCACCUGGAUUGUCACAUCUGCCAACUGCGUUCACAAACUUCCAGGUGCUGUGAACUGGACGGUGCACGCUGGGGUACUCAAUCAAAUUGAAAUGAAAAAUUCCCCUGGCAUCAACAUUACUAAAAUCGUCAAACAUCCCGACUAUGAUAAGGUCACCCAUGAGAAUGAUAUUGCCCUAAUGAAACUUAAUACUUUGCUCAUAAUGUCACCUUCGGUAAGUCCAGUGUGUUUGCCAAAUUCUGGUAUGGACAUCUCCGCUCCAAGGCAGGCCUACAUUAGUGGAUGGGCACCAGUUUCAACAAAUCCUACAGCUCCUAUAUCGACUUUGUUACGUCAGGCCAAGAUCACCAUAAUAGACAAGUCUGUCUGUAACGGCUCGACGAUGCUGGACGGCCAAAUCUCAGACUCCAUGGUCUGUGCGGGUGAUCGGACAGAAUCCUUCCCCUGCAGGGGUGACACAGGGAGUCCUCUGGUUACUGAGAUGAAUUCAUUAUGGUGGCUUGUGGGAGCUUUUAGCUGGGGUGAUAGCAAUAAUGGCUGCCCUUACCCAUACCAGCCGGGUGUUUAUACAAAUGUCACCUCCUACGUAGACUGGAUUUAUGAAAAAAUUCUGGAAAAGUAGCUGAAUAUCCAGGAGAAAUGGACCUUCAUUUCAGAGCCAAGAAACAGUGAAGAAACAGCUUAAUGAAGUUCAGUGUUAUGACUCCUGGAAACACUCACUCACUCACUUUCCUAACCGCUUAUUCAAUUAGGGUCAUGGGGGGGGUGCUGGAGCCUAUCCCAGCUUUUCAAUUGGCGCAAGGCACACAGUAACACCCUGAACGGGGUGCCAGUCCAUUGCAGGGCAGACACACACACACACAUUCAUCUAUAGUUUACAUUACAUUACAUUACAUUACAUUACAUUACAUUACAUACUAUAGGGCAUUCAGUGUCUCCAAUUCACCUGACUGCAUGUUUUUGGGCUGUGGGAGGAAACCGGAGCACUGGAAACCCCCGCAGAAAGUACCCGGACCGCCCCGCCUAGGGAUCAAAUCAAUGACCUUCUUGCUCCUGGAAACAGUUCCUGAUAUUUUUGCACUGAAAUGCUGGUUACAUGCCAAAUGAUUUUGGUUCAAAUUAUGGUAACACUGUACUCGGACCCUCUGACAUGAUACUGAAAUAAGCAUGUUAUAACCAGUCAUGACAUCUGACCUGACUUUUUAUAACAGCUCAUGUCAAGUAUUAGAACAGUGUUUUGUUAUUCUCCUCUGUAUUUGUCAU
Messenger RNA from Trichomycterus rosablanca, 1481 nucleotides. RefSeq names its product transmembrane protease serine 2-like. Gene Ontology annotation, molecular function: serine-type endopeptidase activity. The record is from RefSeq and is a predicted model, not a curated record. The transcript is spliced from 7 exons. Gene Ontology annotation, biological process: proteolysis. The coding region runs from base 4 to 840 and encodes 278 amino acids. NCBI's taxonomy places the organism in Eukaryota, Metazoa, Chordata, Actinopteri, Siluriformes, Trichomycteridae.